Messenger RNA from Cinara cedri, 8787 nucleotides. NCBI's taxonomy places the organism in Eukaryota, Metazoa, Arthropoda, Insecta, Hemiptera, Aphididae. The record is from the annotation of a GenBank genome assembly.
CUGGAUGUUAAUAUUCUAUUUUGUGACAAUACGACUCCACUAAUGCCAUCGUUUAUUCGAACCAUACAUAUUUAAAAUUAAUACAGCAAUACUUAGUUAAUGUAAAGAUAUACCAGUUUACAAACACACACGUUACGAGGGUGUGCAGACAAUUCCUCUUCUAUACCCCCUUACAUAAACUUAACGCUAACUUAAACAAGGAAAAACUAUCUCAGAGCGCAUUUAAGAAGAACAAAUUAGAAGCUCUUGAAAUAUGGUGUUACAGAAAGAUGUUCGUGAUUAUAAGGAGCGACAGAGUAACAAAUAAAGAGGUUUUGGAAAGAGUUAAAGAAAAAAGACGAAUUUGAAAAAUUAAUAUAAUAAUAAUAGUAUAAUAUUUCUCUGUACUAGCCAUACGGUGGCCAAACUCGAAGAGUAGGUAAAUAGGUUUAGAUUAAACCGGUGUGAGCGAAAUUCGCUAGAGAAAACCCUCUAUACCGUGUAAAAAAUCUGACAAACUGGUUUACUUUUUUUUCGACAGGCGCGCCGCGGCGUGGUGGCGUAAAAGGCCCGUACGGUUAUCUAUUCUGUGAUAACGUGACGAAUUUAUCUAAUCUAUGAUAAUACGCCGUUUUACUGAUAACAGACUUUUUGUGUAUUAUGACGAUGAUAAACUGAAUACUGAUAGCAUUUGAAUUUCGACUUUCUAAUUUUAUUGUUUUUAAUUGUUGUCGUCGCUGAUUUUUUUUUUUUUGUACCGUCACGAACACAUUAAAAAGAAUACUAAUGCCACCGCACAGCUGUGGUGUUGCGGUGUUCUGUCGGGCGUCCGGCAAUAAUGAGAGCCCGAUUGGGAGCGGACUGUGAACCGAUUGUGCUGCUGUUUGUUCGACGGCUGAACGAGACUUGAACCGCAGCCGGCGACAACGAAAUCACCAUGGACGACACCGACCAAGUGAUUUUCUAUCCGAAUCAAGGGGUAGACCCGCACAACCGUUGCUGCGCCGGUUCCAUGUGGUGCGUUCAGGUAAAAAAUGAGAUCAGAUUAGGUACUGCGUUGUAUAAAGAACGCCUUGCCAAAAGAACCGUGGAUAGACUAUAAAAAAAAAACCAAUAAUUGCACAGGUAUUAAAUAAAUUAUUUGUAAAGCUACUCUUAGACUAUCUAUUAUGAGUAUUUAGGUAUGGCAGGAAAAAUGGACAUGUUUUAAAUGGAGAAACCGUGAAAUGGACAAAUCAAAUGUAGAUUGAACUGUUUAAAGUUUGGGAAGAAAUAGGCUAAAGAAAAUCUAUAAAUGUGAGAAGAAACGAGGGUAUAUAUGAUUUGGUAUCUAGUAGAGGGUGAGAAGAAUAAUAUCCAAUUCCACUUACAUGGGGCAAAGUCAUAAAGAAAGAAGAAGAGAAAUAUGUUUUAACGAGACACCUUUAAUCUGUUACAGCCGUUUGUCGGCCGAGAAAAAUUAUCACAGCAGUAGCUCUUUAUUAUAAAUUUAUGGGUUUUUAGUAAUCAUAUUGUUAUUUUUACAGGACAUAUGCGGCAUUAUAUGUGCAAUAUUUACCUGGCUAUUGAUAUUGUACGCAGAGUUUGUAGUGACGUUUGUUACCCUCAUGCCAUGCCCAUAUCCAAUUUUUCAAUAUGUCAAUAUGGUGAUAUUUCAAAUAUUUGCAUUCCUUGCAAUGGCUUCUCAUCUGCGUACCAUGUUUACAGAUCCGGUAUGUUUGUCUUUUACUUGACAUCUAAAAAAAAAUGAUAUAUGAUUUUGAUAGUAGAAAUACACUUAUAUUGAACAAUAGAAAAGCAAAUUAUGGAUUAGUAAUAUGAUAAAUGUGUGUUCUUGUUUUUUUAUACAACUAAUCUAAUGUGGGUAUUACAUGCACUUUACAUCUAUUUAAUUAAUAGUUUAAUUUCAAUGUGAUUAUAGUAACCAUAAUUUAAAAAAUAAUUGAUUUGAGGUCAUCAAAUUAAACUUUAGAAAAAUACUUUUUUUUGAGGGGGGGGGGGGCUUUUUAUAGUGUUUAUUUGUACAAAACAAAUAUUAAAUAUCUUAUACAUAUAGUAUAAUUUUUAUAAAUUUGUAUAAUAAAUAUUAUUAUAUUAAUUAUAAGUAUUGAUUGUAUUAAAAAUUAAAUAAAUUUGACUUAUUUAUGCCUAGUUUACUUCAGGUAUAAACCAUUGGGCUUUUAAUAUAUAUUUUCUUUAAUUGUAUAUCAUACUUGUGCAUUUUUAAAACUAUGAAUGUUCUAAUCUAAUGUAAAAAUUAAUGAAGUCACAGCUGAUAUUCAAAAUGUUGACAUUUUGACAGAUUCUCACAAACCAUGGCCCAUAAACACAUAUUUAAAAGAUAAGUACUAUUGUAUCAAAUUGUUUACUAAAUCAAAGAAUAUUAUACCCAUUACUCACUCGUUUUUUGUGUAAUAAAGUAUUUUCUUACACUUUUUUUAAUACAAUCUAAACUAUUAUAAUAAUAUAUUAUUUAAUAUUAAAAACAAAUGAAUGGUAUAAUUCAUAUUGUAUUAUCUUGAACGAUGGAUACAUUAGACAUUUUAUUUAAGAAAAACAAGUGAAAGUAUGCCUUUAACGCAAUUAAAUUUUCAUUUCAGAAAUACUUUAAAAACAAUACCAUACAAUGGCUGUUUAUGCAAAGAACAUGAUGCAAGUUUUUUUUUUAUUUUGAAUAAUAAUAUCAUUAAAUAUCUGUGGUGAGCCAAUGUAAUAUUUUUUCAAUAAUUAACAUUCCGAUAUUUGAUAAUUAUGUAAAAAAUUGAUACUUGAUUCAAUAUUUGAAAUCGAAACUACGCAUUGAUAUUGAAAUUAAUCAUUGAAUAGGUUGAAAACUCGUUUUUUUUUUAUAUUUCAAAAAUAUUUUUCUUGGAAAUAUUGGAUUAAAUUAAAUAUUGUGUUUGAGAAAACUCAAUAUCCAUUCAACAAUGUUCCAAUAUACUUAAUAUUGGACAAUAUACAAUAUGAGCUUAGACCAAUACUUUCCACUAUUAAGUAUGUCCUAAAAGAUAUUAAUAGAUUAAUAAAAGACUAAAGCAUUUGACUCUGUUAACAGUGAUUUAUUAAUUAAUAACUUAGAUUUUUCUGGCAUAAGAGGUAAUAAUCUAAAUUUAAUUAAAACAUUUAUUCCUGAUAGACAACAAAAGGUUAGACUUAAUGGUUUAUUCAGUGAUGAAAAUACAAAUUGUUUUUCACUACUUUAUGGUACAGUUCUGUUUUUUUUUUUUUUUUUUUAGAUUAAUGGAUUUUUAAAUUUAAAUCUACUUGCUGACAUUCUUUGCUAUUCUUAUACACAGUUAUUUUGGUUAAAAGUUUUUAUUAUAAUGAUUUAUUUAUGAUAACUAAAAAUUGUUUAAUCACAGUAAAAAUUGGUAUUUUACAUUUAAAUUAUUAACUAUAAUUAUUUAAUAAUUUGUACAAUUUUCCAAAAGGUUCAAACCCAUUUAUUAAAAUAAAAUAAAAUUUAGUUAAAUCCAACUAUGUAGUUUUUAAUAUUAUCAAAGGUUAUAUGAACCCUGGUUUAUUUAUUUGUGUAUAUUAUUUUAGUUUUAAAUAUUUAUGCUGUGUGUGUGUGUAUCCUUCUUCUUAUUUUAAGUUCUACAGGCCACCAUGGCCUGUAGAAUGGCCCUUGGUUUCCAAAACUAUUUUUCUCCACUCAUUGCGUUCUUUUGAAACAUUCCUCCAGUUCCGUAUCCUCAUCUGUUGUAGACCUUUCUUAACUUUGUCUAUGCAUAUGCUUCUUAGACGUCCUUGUCUCCUGGUUCCCUCCAUUCUUACAUACAUUACCUGUUUUGGUAUUUUUGCCUUAUCCAUUUUUUCUAUGUGUAUCUUUGGAAAGAGUUAAUUUGUUAAAUACCUUGGUGUAUAUUUUGACCAUAGACUAAAAUGUGUUAAACAUAAUAUUUAUUUUGAGAAUAAUCUUAAAAAAUAAUUUUCAAGUUCUGAUCGCUUAAAUAUAUGUUGGACAUUAGAACUUGUAGAGUUAUUUACAUAGCUUUAGCACAAUCAUGUUUUGCAUGUGGUAUCAAUAUGGAACUGUACUUACUCUAACCAUAUCAAUGUUUUAUCUAAAACUCAUUUUGUUAGUUAAAACUAUUCUACAUAAACUUAAAUUGUAUGCUGUUGUUAUAGUAUUUUUCUUUAUAUUUCACAUCUUUCUAUGAACUCAGCUCAUCCAUUUUCAUUCAUAUUAUGUUCAUUGGAUGAAUUUGUCGCUAAUGUAGUAUUUUGUUGUUUUUCUUGUAAAUUGUUUUGUCGUUACAACAAAUAUUAUUAUUGUUAUAUUUCUUAUUUAGUUAACAAUUUGUUUACACUUUCUCGAGUAUGAAAAUUAUUUUUAACCGUAUUGUUUCUAUUGUCAUAUAUAUAUAUAUAUAAAUAUAUAUGAAACAAUUCUUUGCUUUAAAAUGUGAUAUAAAAAGCUUAAAAUGCUGAUUCUGUUGGUAUAUAUAUUAAUGAAGAGUUUAUCAAAUGCAUUAUGCAAAAUAUUAUAUUACAUUGUUAAAUAAGUGUUUUAUUAUUGAUAAUAAUAAUAUGCUAAAUAAACAUUUUUUGAUUUUAUCAUUCAUUUAAAAAUUUUCAGGGUGCAGUGCCAAAAGGGAAUGCCACCAAAGAAAUGAUAAAAUAUUUAGGUUUACGUGAAGGUCAUGUUGUAUACAAAUGUCAAAAAUGUUGUUGUAUAAAACCUUCAAGAGCCCAUCACUGUUCAGUUUGUCAAAGGUAUAUGAAAAAUUACAAUUUCCAAUUACAAUAGUCAAAUUUUUGUAGUCUAAUAAACAAUGUAAAAAAUCCUUGUUUAUGAUUAUAAGAAUAUAAUAUAUUAUUUAUACUUCAGAUGUAUUAGAAAAAUGGACCAUCAUUGUCCUUGGGUCAAUAAUUGUGUCGGGGAAAAAAACCAGAAGUUUUUUGUAUUAUUUACGGUAUGUCUGUUAUUUGUAUAUUUUUUUGGAAAACAAUAAUAAUAUUGUUAUUUUAUAUUUUUUUAUUACUUAGCUUUACAUCGCUGCUAUGUCAUUACAUGCAUUAUACCUAUGUGUCAACCAAUUUGUUUGGUGCUUACAUUCUGAAUGGAAGCAGUGCUCUUGGUAUACGCCUCCAGCAACAGUAGUGUUUUUGAUAUUUUUAGGUUUCGAAGCAUUACUAUUUGCAAUAUUUACUAUGGUAAUGUUCGCCACCCAAUUACAAGCCAUAUGCUCUGAUGAAACGGUAUGUUUAUCAUUAUAUUCUCACCUUUGAUCAAACAUUAUUAUAUGUACCAUGUAGUUAACCAUUGAUUUUAUAGUAACUUUAUUUUAUCACCAGAUCAGUAAUUACUUUUUUUUCCUAAUAAAUCUAUUUAUUAUAUUUUGAUUAAGGGAAAUAAUGAUGGUGUAUAUUUUAGUCAAUUUCAACUUUAAAACCAAAUAAACUAUAGGAAUUGUAUGAAAAGAAAUUUUAAUUUUAAAAAAGGAUUAUGAUUUUUUAGGUCUAUGGAAUGUGUUGGAAAUAGGAAUUAAAUUAUUUUAUUGGAAAUUAUAAAAACAAUUUGUUUGUAUUUUCCUAAAAUUGUCAAGUAUAUAUUUCCCAUUAUUUAAUGGUAAAAAGAACUGAAAUUAAAAUAAAAUUUUAUUCUAGUAAAGAAUCUAAAAAAUCAUAUAUUCAUAAGUUUUUUAAAAUUUAAAUACGUCAAAUCUAAUUUCUACAAUUUUUUCAGCUAUGGUAAUUUGAUCUAAAAUAUUAUAUUUGUCUUUUAAAAUGGCCAAUCUUUUAAAUUGGUAUUGAGCAGUAGAUCAGUUAAAACUUGGUUAAAAUGAGCCACCAUGCUCUUAUAAAUAUACGAUACAAACUUAAUAAAUACAACUUUAAAUUUAAUAAAUAAAUUUGAAUGAACAUAAAAUAUUAAAGUGCUUAUAAUAUUUAUUUCUCUCUAAAAUAUUAGUCGAUUAAAUAUGUAAAUAAAAUCAGAUAAAUUAAUAUUGAAUUGAAAUUUCAGGGGAUUGAACAACUGAAAAAAGAAGAAGCUCGAUGGAUGAAAAAAUCGAAAUGGAAAAGCUUACAAGCUGUCUUUGGCAGAGUUUCAAUAACUUGGUUGUCACCCUUCUCACAACCAGCACCCAAGAUCAAAGUAGAUAAUUAUCUACAGGUCUAGUGAUAUGAAAAGUAUUAAUCAUUAUUUUUAUAUGAAUCUCUUGUACCUAAUUAUAAAUAAUAUUAAUAAUUCUGAAACAAGCAAUUUUUUUUCAAAAUGUGAGUUAUAUUAACAAAACCCCUAAAAUUUGUGAUUUUUCAAAAUUAAUUUAUUUUUUAAAAUAUUUUUAUAGUGUUUUAUAUCUGAUAAAAAAUUAGAUUUUAAAAUUUUGUUUAUCUCGACUUAAUAUUUUACAUGAGACAAAUAUCAAUAUUUUACUUACUUUUAAAGUUAUUGUUGACUAUUAAUGCGAGAAUUAUUGCUCAUAGACAUUAUUAAAGAUAACAUAAAUAAUGAGAGUGUUUGGUGAGACAAAAAAAUAGAACAAAAUGAGUGUAGCAGAUAUGAGAAUGCUUAGCCCACAUGAGAAGAUUAACUAGAUAAGAUAGCAUAAGGAUGAAUACAAAGAGGUAAAUUUUGUUCUAAUAAUUUUCACUUUUAUAACCAACUGCUAUUUGUUAAAAUUGAAUAACUAAUUCAAGGUAAAUUCCAGGAAUUGAAGAAAUUAACUGGUUCCUUUAAAUCCGUCCUUUUCAAUCAUUAGUCAACUGUAACUCAAAGAGAAAUAUAAAAAUUUGCUUAAUAUAUUAUUAUGUUAAGCUGAGAGAAAUAAAAUUUAGUUUUUAAAACUUUUUUACUAUAACUCAAAAAGUGCAAUCAGCUAUUUUUUAAAAUACUAUCAAAUUCAGUAUUAAAAAACACAUAUUUAAAAAAAAAAAACACUUGGGCCUUAAACUAGAUGUAAGUUUGAUUAUUGUACUUUUAAUUAAGUUUGUAUUGUAAAGCAAUAUGAGUUUCAAUAAUUUAUAACUAAUGGACUGUAUCAUAAUAUUUAAGAUAACAAUUUUCUCAUAAGGAUUGGAUCUGAUUAUUAAUAGAUAACUAUUUUUUUAAAGUAUUAGACUUUUAAUUUGCUAUUUUAUAAUAAUGUUAAAUUAUCACUGUAAGAUAUAAUUUAUUAUUGGUUAAUUUGUUACUAUAUACAACUUAUAUAUUUUUAGUUAUUUUUAUUGCUACUUUCUUACUUUAAAUUAUGUUUUCUUAUAUAUAGAUAUAAUUUAUUAAUAUUAAUGAACAAUAUAAUAGGUUCAAAAAUCAUUUGUCAAAAUUAAAACGUCUUUUCCCGUCAAAUCUGUAUCCAUAAGCCGGUGAGUUUUUAGCAUCUACAAGAGCUGGGUUUCUGUACUUGUAAAAUGAUCCAUGACCAUGGGGCGAUCGAGAAGCUCCAUUGCUCACUCCAUAUGCUUCUCUCGGAUAGAAAGCUUCAAAUUUUGCCCCUUGCACGUAUACUAUACACCAUAGAAUUAAACAUAAUGCUAUCUGAAACUAAAGAAAAUAUAAAAAUUAUACAAAUUGUUUAUUUUGAGAGAAAUAAGUUGUACUAUUUUUACCUUCAUGUUUAUUUUUGUAUUAUACAAAUUAUUGGUUUGUAUUAUCUUAUUUUGAUUUGAUUCUUAGAAAACUAUAAGUAAAUCAGUUCACAUAUACUAUAAUCACAAUAACAUACUGUAAUAACAUAAUAUUUGAUUAUCAACUUUCUCUUGACCAUGAACAGUGUGAGAGUGGGAGGGUCUCCAAAUGGCAAAUACUCCAAUAAAAACUAUUCAAUUUAUUUCAUAGUGUAUGUAUAUUCUAUGGUUUAUUUAAAUAUUUUAUCAUGUAAAAUGGAAGGAUAAAGUAUAUAGUGACAAAGAGUAUAAUAAAAAUAAUCAUUUAUUAUGCAUGUAUAAGGUAUAAUAUAUUAAAUGAUCGAAUAACAAUAAAUAGAUUUCUCAAACAAAAAUCUAUUUCAAGAUAACCAAUAAUUUUGUGUGUUAUCAUAAACAUAUUAGUAUUAUCUCAAAUUGAUUGCAAACUUGUGGUCAAAUCUGUUAAAAUUAAAUAUACAAUCAUUAAUCAAUGAUUUUUUUUUUAAUUGUUUCACACAAUAAAUAAAACAUCUCAUUGACUUACUUUCAAUAAUAUUUUUUACUGCUGUCACUGUUGGAGAUCCAGCAUGUUUUUGAACAAAAUUAACACCUUCAUCACAACAUCGUCCUAAUGAAGGAUCUAAUGGAACUGACCCAAGGAAUGGAACAUUCAUUUCAUGUGCCAUUUUGGCAGCGCCUCCAGUAUUUUUUGGAAAUAUUUCAUUUGUUACUUUACAUUUAGGACACACAAAACCAGCCAUAUUUUCUACCACACCCAGUACAGGUAAUCCAACUUUUCUGGCGAAAUCUAAUUCUUUACGGACAUCUAACAGUGACACCUCUUGGGGAGUCGUUACAAUAACUGCUGAGAAAUUAUGGGUAGACUUCAGGAAUUGUACCAACGACAGAUGUUCGUCUGAAGUUCCCGGUGGUGUGUCGACAAUCAGAUAGUCUAAUGUAUUGCCCCAAUCGACUUCAGUCAAAAAUUGUUUUAUCAUUGCUAGAAUUAAAAAUGAUAUAUAAUACAUUUUAGUCAUAAUAUUUUCUGACAAAAUUAAAAACAAUACCAUUUUUCUUGGGGCCUCUCCAAAUCACUGCAUCAUCUUUAUUUUCUAACAAAAAUCCAACUGACAUGAUUGACAGAUUUUCUUCGAUAAACUAAGAUAAUAAAUAGAAAAAAAAUGAGUUUAUUUAAUUUACAUUUUAUUUGUAUAAUGAUAUAUUUAAUGUAUG